AGAGCAGCUUGACCCGGAGGAGAAGCGCCGCAUCGGCCAUUUUGGGCUCAAAGGGGGCUUUUCUGUCACCACGUGAGGGCUGGGUUAGUUAGUCUGACACGGGCACUAAAUCGAGCCGAGCGAGGACUCAGAGAACAAGGGGGUAAAACCCGGGGAAGACGCUGCCUCACUCAGCCGCACUCAUUUCACAUGUGCUGAUAGAGAGAGAGAGAGAGAGUAAAGGAUGCCGACAGUCACUCUGCCUCCCAAAGAAAACGCUCUGUUCAAGAGGAUCCUGAGAUGUUAUGAACACAAGCAGUACAGAAAUGGGCUGAAAUUCUGCAAACAGAUUCUCUCCAAUCCAAAGUUCUCUGAACAUGGAGAGACGCUGGCGAUGAAAGGCCUGACCCUAAACUGCCUGGGGAAGAAAGAAGAAGCCUAUGAACUUGUCCGCAGAGGUCUCCGAAAUGACCUGAAGAGCCACGUCUGCUGGCACGUGUAUGGUUUGCUCCAGAGGUCUGACAAGAAGUAUGACGAGGCUAUAAAGUGCUACAGAAACGCACUGAAAUGGGACAAAGACAACUUACAGAUCCUUCGAGAUCUCUCUCUCCUGCAGAUCCAGAUGAGAGACCUGGAGGGUUACAGGGAGACCCGGUAUCAGCUGCUGCAGUUGCGGCCAGCGCAGCGAGCGUCAUGGAUUGGCUACGCCAUUGCAUAUCACCUCUUAGAGGACUAUGAGAUGGCUGCCAAAAUCAUUGAGGAGUUUAGAAAAACACAACAGACGUCCCCUGACAAGGUGGAUUAUGAGUACAGUGAGCUGCUGCUGUAUCAGAAUGAGGUCUUGAGGGAGGCGGGACUCUUGAGAGAAGCUCUGGAGCAUCUCACCACCUACGAAAAACAGAUCUGUGAUAAACUGGCCGUGGAGGAAACCAAAGGGGAGCUGCUGUUGAAUCUGGAACGGUCUGAGGAGGCGGCAGAUGUGUACAGACGACUACAGGAGAGAAAUCCUGAAAACUGGUCUUAUUACCAUGGCCUGGAAAGAGCCCUCAAGCCUGCAAGUACAGAAGAGAAGCUGAAGAUCUAUGAGGAGGCCUGGGAGAAAUACCCUAAAGGCCUCGUACCUCGCAGAUUACCACUCAGCUUCCUGUCUGGAGAUAAGUUUCGGGAGUGUCUGGAUAGAUAUUUAAGAAUGAACUUCAGUAAGGGCUGUCCUCCUGUCUUCACCACACUCAGAUCUCUCUAUCAGGACAAAGAGAAAGUCUCAAUAAUUGAAGAAUUAGUUGUUGGAUUUGAAACGUCAUUACGGAGCUGUCGAAUGUUCAGCCCAAACGAUGAUGGCAAGGAGGAGCCGCCCACUACAUUACUCUGGCUGCAGUAUUUCCUGGCUCAGCACUAUGAUCAGAUCCGCCAGCACACCAUGGCUCUCGAAUACAUCAAUGCUGCCAUUGAGAGCACACCUACACUGAUAGAGCUCUUCCUCAUUAAAGCCAAGAUAUACAAGCAUGCUGGGAAUAUCCGGGAAGCAGCUCGUUGGAUGGAUGAAGCUCAGGCCCUGGACACAGCAGACCGUUUUAUUAACUCCAAAUGCGCCAAGUACCUGCUUAAAGCAGGUCUGAUUAAGGAGGCUGAGGAAAUGUGUGCCAAAUUCACAAGGGAGGGAGCGUCUGCGGUAGAGAAUCUGAAUGAGAUGCAGUGCAUGUGGUUCCAGACUGAAUGUGCUCUGGCCUAUAAAUCCAUGAAGAAAUAUGGAGAAGCACUCAAAAAAUGCCAUGAGAUUGAAAGGCACUUUGUAGAGAUAACAGAUGACCAGUUUGACUUCCAUACGUAUUGCAUGCGGAAGAUGACGCUGCGUUCCUAUGUGGACCUGCUUAAACUAGAGGAUGUGUUACGUAUGCACCCAUUCUACUUCAAAGCCUCACAAACCGCCAUCCUAAUCUACCUCAACCUGCAUGACAACCCGCUAACGGAUGACAGCAAGGAACUACAGGCUGAUACUGGGAACCUGACUGACAAAGAACUGAAGAAGUUAAGGAACAAGCAACGGAGAGCACAGAAGAAAGCACAGCUGGAGGAAGAAAAAAAGAAUGCAGAGAAAGAGAAACAGUUAAAGAACCAGAAAAAGAAAAAAGAGGAUGAUGACGAAGAGAUCGGCGGACCUAAAGAGGAACUUAUACCAGAGAAACUCGCCAGGGUUGAGAACCCAUUAGAUGAAGCUGUAAAGUUUCUGACACCCUUGAAAAACCUGGUGAAGAAUAAGAUAGACACACACCUUCUGGCCUUUGAGAUCUACUUUAGGAAAGAAAAGUUCCUGUUAAUGCUACAGUCAGUGAAGAGGGCCUAUGCAAUAGACCCGGACCACCCUUGGCUUCACCAGUGUUUAGUGCGCUUCUUUAAAGGAGGUUGGAUGGUAAACGUUGGUGGAGCACAGAAGAAAGCACAGCUGGAGGAAGAAAAAAAGAAUGCAGAGAAAGAGAAACAGUUAAAGAACCAGAAAAAGAAAAAAGAGGAUGAUGACGAAGAGAUCGGUGGACCUAAAGAGGAACUUAUACCAGAGAAACUCGCCAGGGUUGAGAACCCAUUAGAUGAAGCUGUAAAGUUUUUGACACCCUUGAAAAACCUGGUGAAGAAUAAGAUAGACACACACCUUCUGGCCUUUGAGAUUUACUUUAGGAAAGAAAAGUUCCUGUUAAUGCUACAGUCAGUGAAGAGGGCCUAUGCAAUAGACCCGGACCACCCUUGGCUUCACCAGUGUUUAGUGCGCUUCUUUAAAGGAGGUGAGUGA
Molecule: messenger RNA, 2761 nt
Organism: Sinocyclocheilus grahami
Lineage: Eukaryota; Metazoa; Chordata; Actinopteri; Cypriniformes; Cyprinidae
Gene: naa15b
Product: N-alpha-acetyltransferase 15, NatA auxiliary subunit b
Exons: 20
Coding region: 224-2761 (845 amino acids)
Biological process (GO): N-terminal peptidyl-methionine acetylation
Cellular component (GO): cytoplasm; NatA complex
Molecular function (GO): protein binding
Source: RefSeq, a predicted model, not a curated record